AUGGCGAAAACGUUCAGCUUGGCGUCGGACAAGCAAUUCAUCCACACCGCCACCAAAGACGAGAAGACCAGCGCCGGCAAAAUCGUGGCCCUCUACGUCUCCGAGUACAAGGGCGACCCAAACGGGUUCGACAUCACCCGAGCCGGCGACGACGGCUGGGUCGGCCAGUUGGCCCGGGUGAGCAACGACCCGGACCAGCUGCGCCAGGGCCUGGCCACCCACGAGGCGCUCGAGAUGCUUUGGGCGAAACCGUUCACGAUCGCCGCGUCGCAAAACUGGAGCUGGACUUGCGGCAGCUGGACUUGGAUGUGGGCCUGUCGUGGAGUGAAGAGGCCCAGAAGUAUCGGUUCCGUCGCUGGUAGAGGAGGACGGCCCAGGGGACGCGAGAGUGGGUCCUGGUGUCCUGGGCUCGGAAGUGGACCCAGAAUCCGCAGCAGCAGCCGGCCCAUUAGGCGAAGCAGACUCAGGCGGCCCAGAAUCCACAGUCGCAGGAGGCCUGUUAGGCGAGUUAGGCUCGGGCGAUCCAGGAGGGACUUCAGCGUCACCAUGGAGAGGAGAAUCAGAAGCAGUGUCAUCAUGAGGACGCCUGCAUGGGCCGCAUGGCCUGUCCUGGGCUCGCCAGUCUUCUGGCCCAAUAGCCAGGGGCUCUGUCUGGUCAACGUCGGCGGGGCGACGGUGAAGAAGGUGAGGGUGAAUGAUUACUUUGGGUGGUCGAAGUACGGGGUCAAACCGGCGGCGGGGGAGUGGAAGAGGGUCGACAUGGCCAAUGGGCAGGAGACAGGUGGCGGAGACGACGGGUGGAAGUGGCCGUGGCCGUGGCAGUGA
Molecule: messenger RNA, 825 nt
Organism: Linum tenue
Lineage: Eukaryota; Viridiplantae; Streptophyta; Magnoliopsida; Malpighiales; Linaceae
Source: the annotation of a GenBank genome assembly